GUGAGUGUGACGACUUCAUGUUGGGGUUGGAGUUGCUCGGAUCCCGCCGGCUACUCUCGGGAGUCAUGCUGCUCGAUUAUCAAGAAGGUGGAGAAACACGUUAGGUUAUCUGAUACAAAAGAAGCUGUUGAGACUAAGGACAAUCAGACAUAAUGUUAUCUUAUCCUUAUCUCCUCCAAGAUAAGAGGGUUAAUCGUCAUCGCCACCAAGCUUACAGCUCCGUAUAGACCAAGCGAUAUCUUGUCAAGACGUCUAGACAGACAUCACAAACCCGUCUCUCCACCAUGGCUCCCAGCGCCGUUGAUCACCGCUCAUCCGAGCCGUCCUUGUGGGCAGAUCGCGACGAGCUCCGCACGUCCUUCACACUAGCCAUGUCGGCCAUGUACAAGGCCGAAGUGCCCCUGUAUGGCGACUUGGUGCGCAUCGUGUCAGACAUCAACAAGUCAACGCUGGGCAACGCCCUCGACCCAAAGGUGCUCUCGAUGCGCUACGGCGACGCUAGGUCGACCCGGCUUGACAUCGAGAGGCACGGGGCCAUCAGGCUUGGCACUGCCCGCGAGCUCCGGACAAUCCGCCGCGUCUUUGCCGUCAUCGGCCUGUACCCCGUCGGCUACUACGAUCUCUCCGCCGCGGGGCUGCCCAUGCACGCUACCUGCUUCCGCCCAACGAGCGCCGAGUCCCUGCGCAGGAACCCGUUCCGCGUCUUCACCUCGGUGCUGCGGCCCGAGCUGCUGCGCGAUGCUAGGGCGCGAGACCUCGCACUAGACCUCCUCUCAAGACGCGCCAUCUUCAGCGCCGAGCUGCUGCGCCUCCUCGACGUGAGCGACACGCAGAGUGGGCGGUUGACGCCGGAGCAAGGCCGGCGGUUCGUCGCCGAGGCCAUGAAGACGUUCGGGUGGCAUGACACCGCCGCCGCGUCGCACGAUGACUACCAGCGCCUUGCGGCCGAGCAUCCCAUCCUCGCCGAUAUCGCCUGCUUCCAGAGCUGCCAUAUCAACCAUCUUACCCCGCGCACGCUGGAUAUCAACGCAGCACAGGAGCGCAUGGUGGCUGACGGGCUUGCGGUCAAGGACCGGAUCGAGGGACCUCCUCCACGGGCGUGCCCGAUCCUCCUCCGCCAGACCAGCUUCCUGGCAAUUGAGGAGCCCGUGAAGUUCCCCGCGACGACCGGCCUGCCCGGCCUGCCCCUAGUAACGGGAUCACACAGGGCCCGGUUCGGCGAGAUCGAGGAGCGGGGCGCUGCAGUCACGCCGGCCGGGCGGAGGCUGUACGACGAGCUCCUGGACGAAGCCAUGGGGGUGGCAGCGGAACAUGCUCCGGGACAGCUCAAACCCGAGCAAUUCGACCAACUUGUCGAAGAGACGUUCGAGAAGUACCCAGACGACUGGGACGAGCUGAGGAGGCGCGACCUCGUUUACUGCACCUUCCGAUGCACCGGCAGGAGCAUCCAGGCGAUGACUCGACAGGACCUGGACGGACGACCUUGCCGGCUCGAAACGCUGAUCCGGGACGGCGUCGUCGAGGCAUUCCCCGUGACUUAUGAGGACUUCCUGCCCCUGUCGGCGGCUGGGAUCUUCCAGUCGAACCUCGGCUCGGGGUCGAAGACGAAGGGGGUGGAUGUCGCAGCUGCUCCGGAUGUCGACGGGAUGGAGGAAGCGCUGGGGGUUGAGAUUCACGACUCCGACGAUCUCUAUCGUCGUGUUCGGAGCGAGAGUAUCGCGCAUUGUGCUGCGCAGCUGGGUAUUGAAAUUCUUCUGUAAUAGAGGGGGAGUACAUGGCCGAGAGCCUAAAUGGAUGCGCAAGGUCUGCCAGACCUCUGGCGAGGUUAUUAAUGAGGCGAUAUAGCGCUAUAACGUAGUAAUGGUUCGUUUAAUGAAUGGUACAAUUGAGACAGGCUGUCUUGGGGCAAUCAAGUCCCACCGCCCAACGUCUCGCCCCCAAG
Phialemonium atrogriseum is the source of this 1942-nucleotide messenger RNA. RefSeq lists its product as uncharacterized. The coding region runs from base 285 to 1760 and encodes 491 amino acids. The transcript has a single exon. The record is from RefSeq and is a predicted model, not a curated record. Lineage: Eukaryota; Fungi; Ascomycota; Sordariomycetes; Cephalothecales; Cephalothecaceae. Gene Ontology annotation, molecular function: oxidoreductase activity.